GGAACAAGGAAGAGAAGGAGGGGAGGGGGAAGGAAGAGGGAGCGAACGAGAGGGAGAUUCACAGGAGAGCUCAGCCGGGACGGAAGGGGGACUCCAGUCUGAAUGGGCCCAGCGGUGCCUUGAUGGAGCAUGGGACAGGUUCUAGGAUUCUCUCACUGCAAGGAAUUUGGUUCAGUCUCCUCAACACCUGACUCCUCUCCUCCCUGUACUGACGGUGGGAAUGAGGAGUCGGACUUCCCGGAGCUGCAGACCGCGCGGGAGUGGUCUGACGAUGAGUACGGGGGUGAGGAUGAUGAAGGGGGGACCAGCAGCCCGUCGGUGUGGGGGACCCCGAGACAGAACUCCUUCGAGCUCACCUUCUCCUACUUCACCAUCCCCGAGUCGGAGGGGGGCGGGGCCUCCCGGCGGGACUCCGCGGGAGGGGGCCGUCGGAGGGGCGGGGCCCGGGCGGGGCGGGUCUCACUGAACCGCGUGGACACGGAUGAGAGCCUGGUGCCCGCCGAAUCUCCCGAACUGGAGUGGGAGCAGCAUGCCUUCCUGUCGGGGGAGGAGGAGGAGGAGAGGGAGGAUGCGGAGGAGAAGGAGGAGGGGGGAGAGAGGGAGGUGCCCCAACAGCCAUCCCAACAGUCAUCCCAACAGCUACCUAGCCAAGAACUCACAACCCAGCCCCUGUCUCAACCCAGCCUAGAACUGACAACCCAGCCCCUGUCCCAACCAAGCCUAGAACUGAAAACCCAGCCCCUGUCCCAUAGCUGUGAUCCAGAGCCUCUCAGCAGUGGUCGGGGCAGCCCAAGCAGAGAGGAAGAGGAGCCCUCAGGCUCCGAACAUUGCAACCAAAAAGACAGCUUCACAGCAGACCCCCUUGUUGCUACGGAAACCACGACAGUGCCGCUCACGUCUGUGCAUCAGCCGGGAAGUGAGAUCACCAAGGCGACAUCAUCUGCCUCGACUUCUUCUAUUGGCCAGAACACUCAGGAAGAGCUAGACAGCGAGCAGCAUCUCUCAGCGUCAGACCUAUCAGAGUGUGGUGGGUGGUUCCUCGUGAUAUCAGUGACAGAUCUGAUAUACUGGCGGGACAUGGAGCAGACCGGCAUGGUUUUCACAGGGCUGGUGGUGGGCCUGCUGUCCCUCUUCCAGCUCAGCAUCAUCAGCGUGAUCUCCACCCUGUCCCUGGUGGCCAUGUGCUUCACCAUCGCCGUGCGCCUGUACUACAGGAUCCUCCACGCUCUGCAGUGGAAUGACGGCAAGCACCCCUUCCAGUCGUACCUGGAUCUGGACAUCACCCUGUCCGCGGAGCAGGCGGGCACCUACAUGGAGCGCUUCAUCGUCAUGACAACGUCCGCCAUCGCAGAGCUCAAGCGCCUCUUGUUCGUCAGCAGCCUGAUGGACUCUCUGAAGUUCCUGAUUCUGAUGUACCUGCUGACCUUCUUAGGAGACCUCUUUAAUGGCCUUACUCUUUUGAUCAUUGCUGUAAUCUGUCUCUUCUCCCUCCCACUCUUCUACAAGCAGCACCAGGCACAGGUUGAUGGCUUUUUGGCAAAAGUCAAAGGUAGUGUCGACAACGUCAAAGAUAUACUUCACAGACUGUUCCAUGGAGGCGGCCGCGCUCAUGAUUCUGACCCCGCACCCGGCGGUGCCAAACCAAAAACAAAAUGAAGAGAUGGCGGAAAAGAAAGGCGGGGCUACAGGCUGUCACUCACAUGUCUUAACCAGUAGCCUAUGGCUAGGGUUCCAGUCUGUGUGAUGGGAGUGGUGGGGGGGUUGGGUGGAUUAUGGGAGGGGCUGGUGAAUUGGUGGGUGCGGGGAGAGGGGAGGGAUCUGAUGUGGGGAUCUGAGUGUUGGAGUGAUAUUGUUGUUUUUUUCCAAAAAAAAGAGUUUUGAUGGGUGCCAUUUGAAACAGUGCUCUUCAUAAGCCUUGAACCGCCCGCUCGGGCAUCAACAGUGUUUCAGCUGGUAAAGUGAAGUGGAAAACUCCCAUCCAAUGAGGUGAGGCCUGACUAGUCCUCAUUGGCCAAUGGGUUUCUGUAGGUUUCACAGUGCAGAAGCCUCUUUGACGGUGACUGGUAAAGAUCCGGACAAUCGCCGGCCGCUGGACCUGCUGUUAUAAUAAUGACUUCAAUGAAGUAAUCGUGUGGUGAGCUUUAAGUACGGAACCUGCGAGCUCCCUGAAACCCAGGGUAACUGGAGUUGGCUCUUUCCUCACCAAGAACGCAAUUCGUGGGCUGAGUAACUGGGAAUCCCUGGAUCAGAGGUCGAGGAACUGGGGUUCAUUCCUCAGCCGCCCAGGGCAAAGUUUGAAUUUGAGGAGCAGAGUUUGGAUUUGCAGCACGCUGACCCUGUUACCCAAGAGUGCUAUUAAACUGCAUUGUUAUUUUC
Molecule: messenger RNA, 2376 nt
Organism: Anguilla rostrata (American eel)
Lineage: Eukaryota; Metazoa; Chordata; Actinopteri; Anguilliformes; Anguillidae
Gene: rtn2a
Product: reticulon 2a
Exons: 10
Coding region: 130-1656 (508 amino acids)
Cellular component (GO): endoplasmic reticulum membrane
Source: RefSeq, a predicted model, not a curated record